AUGGCCACCGGAAGUCUUUCACCAUACUUCAAACCUCGGCUAGGCCCAGCGCCCCAAGGCCGACCCAUCCAAAGACCACCCCUGCUAAUGCAGCGCCCUCAGAGCUCGGGAAUUGACACGGCAGGGUUCUCAUUUGCCAAACCUCCUACCAAUCAGAGGGGCUCUUCUUUGCGACCUCCUCCCAAGCAAGGUCUGAUCAAUCUCAAUUCACCUUGGGCUGCAGCCACAGUCGAAGACCAAAAUAUAGACGACGGACAGGAGGCGCAGUUUUCUGUAGCGAAAAAGCUUCCUGCGAGGCCAAAUGUCGAGCAUCAGCCCAAAGGUCUUUCACACUCUGGUGAAGACAGUUCACCACAUGCGGCGCAGGAUGAUCCCCUAUGGACCCCGGGUCCGAAUCACGACAAGUCGUUGAAGGUAAUUGCUGAAGCUGCCGCCUUCAAGAAGAAUCAGUCAUCGAAGCCAGCAACUGGAUCCAAAGCAAGAACUGACACCGUUUUACCCACGGGCCCCGGCACUGAUAUAGAUACUGAGGCCAACACAUCUCGAGCAAGCUCAAUUCGACCCACUCAUGAUCGACAUGGAGGAACCACUUCAGGGAGUCCAAUUUUCAUUGCCUCCCAAUCACUGAUCCGCCCCAGCAAUGACUAUCGAGUGUCUAAGCGAUGUCGACAAUCCCAGAAGAUUGACCAAUCUGCUCGAAAGCAUUCGUUUCCUGGAAAGCCAGACUUCAAGCCGCCGUCCGAAGAAAAACUUUUCGAACUACUCAUCAGGAGAAUCAGGCAGCGUGAAGAGCAAGAAGCUGCAACCGUCGAGCUUCAGUGUCAACUGGAAGAACAGAACCUUCAGUUGAAAGAUGAGAAUCAAAACUUGAAGCAGCAACUGGAAGCAGAUCACGAGAAGCUACGGAAAUCUGUUGUAGAGUUAAAAGAAUGUCGGACCCAGAUGGACCACUGGAAAGAAAAGCUUCGCAAAUUCAAGAAAGUGGUCAACGAACUGGGCAAAGAGUACGACAUUCUCCGGGACGAUUUGAACAAAUUCAAAGUCGCAGCUGAGUCGCUUGAGAAAGAAAAGUCCAGCCUUCUGCAGUCAAUUGAUGGCAUUCGGGUUCAAAUGGCGCGCGCAGAAGGUAUUAUCGAUGAGCAGAAAGUUCAACUGUCAGAAGUUGAGUCUCGUGCUGCUGUUCUUCGACGAAGCCUGGAAGCUGCAAGGGAAGUUAGGGACCUGGGCAAAUCGGAGUUGAUCAACGAAAAGAAACGAUCUGCAGUCCUGGAAUCCUAUAUCCAGAACUGUGCUCGAAAUCAGACCCGGCAGUUACUUCUGAUUAGAGAAGACCAGCGCAAGUUGGUUGAGAGCUUCGACUCGGGCAUCCAGUCUCUUUCCGAGGAAACAGGUAGUUCUAAGGAAGCACUUCUAUCGGAAGUCAGAACAUGUGCCGAUCAACUUUGCACGUCAGUUGAGAUCUUGAGCGACAAAUGUACCGCUGAGAGGAUGGAGGUCCAAGAUUUCACAGAUACCGUUCAUGACGCAGUUUCUCGCUUAGACACCAUGUCAACUCAAUUUACCUGCAGUAUCGAGGCGGGCACCAUAUACAACGCAAACGUGUCUGGAAAGGUCCAAGAGAGCCUGCAAUUAAUUGAAAGACAUCUUGGAGCCGAAUCAACGCUACUUCAACAGCUUGGUAAUUGCGAGAGCUCUUAUGAAAGUCUGAAGAGAAUACUUGCGGCCAUGGAGCCUACGCUAAGCACUCUCGAUAUUUCUGUCCAGUCUUUAACGACUACUGAAAGCAGUUUACUCCGGAGGCUCAGCGAGCUUUGCGAGAAGCUAGCCGAGGCGCAGAUUCAACCAUCUAACCCGGCUUUGGAAUUGGAGUUGUCGAACAAGUACGCCGAGAAUACCCAGCUUCAGCUUCAACUUCAAGAGAUUUCACUCAAGUCCGAAAAUCUCCGCCAGCGACUCGAUGAACGCGAAGCACAAACACUUGCAGUACAACGGUCGUUAACAGAAGUGACUGCAGAAUGCCAGAAAGCCGAGAUCCUCAACCAGAGAAUCGUAACCGAAAAGCUGGCUAUGCAAGGCGAAGCCGCGUUGGCCGAACAGAAGAUUCGACAUGAGCUCAUCACGGAAAACACCACAAUAACUGAUCGCAUUAGAAUCGAAUACGAGCAAAAGCUGCAGACACUUCAAAGGGAGAAGGACGAUCUUGAGGAUAGAUCAGAAGAAGUCCUUGUUCAGCUUGGGGGUGUUCGUGAUUCCUUAGUGGAAGCUAAAAGUAUUGUUGAUGCGCAGCGCAAAGAUCGUGAGGCUUUGGCUGAGGAGACUGGGCAGCAUAUUCAAGAGCUCACCGCAUGCUACUCCGAGGCUAUGGCUAAACUGGAUUCUCAGGCAAUGCUCAUCGAGCAGUAUCAGGAAGUGGAAACGGUAUCGAUCAUCGAGAAAAGCGAUAUUCGGGAACAACUCAAACAGGCCCAAGAAAAGAUUCAAGAAUUUGAGCGCGCAUUGGUAUUAAAGGACGGGACAACAAACCAACCGGAACGUCCUACCAAUAUUGUACCUUUUGCGGCCUUUGAGAACAGGAUGUCUCCAGAUGUAGACCUGUCGCCGUAUGAUGACCCGGCUGACUUUGCAAUGCUCUUCAUCACAGACGAGUCAGCCCCGCCGUCGCCUGCUGCGAAACCCAUCAAGCCGCUCCCAGUCAACAUUGAAAGUGCCCCAGCAACAAAUGAUUUGCCACGGUCAGUGAAAGACGACAAGCGCGUCUUCAACAUUCUAGAAAAUUCAGACCAAACUCAAGUCCACAGGAAGCGAAAGGCCAUCAAUUUCGACGCAGUGCCCUCUGUAAAGGACUCUAAAGCGGCUAUAAGGACAAAUUCUGGCUCAAUGCAGGCCCAAGAAGGCCUCGAAGAUCACCAUAAUAAAUCAGCAAAGCACGUUCACAAGUUCACAUACAGUCGUGUUCACACAACAUCUACCAAGAUUCAACAGGAGCAAUCCACUGGUCCCGCGCGGCCUUCCGUCACCGAGCGACCGACUAGCCCAAAGGGCCUUGUUUCUGCAAGCAGUGGAAAUCAUCUCGCUGACAAGCCAAACACCCGCAGCCGUGGCAGACGCCGUUCACGAGGUGAACGCUAUGAUGCUCGAUUCAGCCAAGAGGGCUGA
This is a messenger RNA of Penicillium atrosanguineum, 3156 nucleotides long. RefSeq lists its product as uncharacterized. The record is from RefSeq and is a predicted model, not a curated record. Bases 1 to 3156 code for a protein of 1051 amino acids. Lineage: Eukaryota; Fungi; Ascomycota; Eurotiomycetes; Eurotiales; Aspergillaceae. The transcript has 7 exons.